UCGUGGAACUUUCUUUACGUUGUUAACGGAGCUGUACUUCGCGUCUGUUUAGCGAAGUACUGCAUCUUAUAUUCCAUAAAAUUUUAAGAAAUCCUUUGGAUUUCUAUCUAAAAAGAUGGUUCAGAAAAAGCCAAAGAAGAAGGUAGGCAAGAAAGUAGCUGCCGCGCCGUUGGCAGUCAAGAAGGUUGAGCCCAAAAAGGUGACUAAUCCACUUUUCGAAAAACGGACACGUAACUUUGGCAUUGGCCAGGACAUUCAGCCUGCUCGUGAUCUUAGCCGCUUUGUAAGAUGGCCUAAGUAUAUUCGUAUCCAGCGUCAAAGGGCUGUGUUGCAAAAGAGAUUAAAAGUACCACCAACGAUUAACCAGUUUACUCAAACUUUGGACAAGCAAACUGCUACACAGUUGUUUAAGGUAUUGGAGAAAUAUCGACCUGAAUCAACAGCCAUGAAAAAGGCGAGAUUGAAGGCAAGAGCUGAACAGAAGAUCGCCAAGAAGGAAGAUACACCAACAAAAAGACCAAAUGUUGUUCGCAGUGGCACCAAUACAGUAACCACAUUGGUGGCAAAGAAAGCUCAACUUGUUGUUAUCGCGCAUGAUGUUGAUCCUAUUGAGAUCGUAUUAUUCCUUCCUGCUUUGUGCCGUAAGAUGGGUGUACCAUACUGUAUUGUCAAAGGCAAGGCACGCUUGGGACGUCUGGUUAGACGUAAGACCUGCUCAGCAGUUGCUCUCACACAGGUGGAUUCUGGUGAUAGAGCUAACUUUGCAAAGAUCGUCGAAGCUAUCAAGACGAACUUUAAUGAUCGAUAUGAUGAAAUUAGGCGUCAUUGGGGUGGUGGUAUAUUGGGAAGUAAAUCUGCAGCGAGAAUAGCAAAACUGGAGAAGGCUAAAGCCAAGGAACUCGCUCAGAAACAAGGUUAAUAUCGCUUCCCAUAUUUGAUAACAGAUUACAUCAAAAAAAUAAAAGAUAAAGUUGA
Linepithema humile (Argentine ant) is the source of this 975-nucleotide messenger RNA. It is a transcript of the gene RpL7A, whose product is annotated as ribosomal protein L7A. Gene Ontology annotation, cellular component: cytosolic large ribosomal subunit. Gene Ontology annotation, molecular function: RNA binding. Gene Ontology annotation, biological process: maturation of LSU-rRNA; ribosome biogenesis. The record is from RefSeq and is a predicted model, not a curated record. NCBI's taxonomy places the organism in Eukaryota, Metazoa, Arthropoda, Insecta, Hymenoptera, Formicidae.